This is a messenger RNA of Benincasa hispida (wax gourd), 906 nucleotides long. RefSeq names its product LOB domain-containing protein CRL1-like. NCBI's taxonomy places the organism in Eukaryota, Viridiplantae, Streptophyta, Magnoliopsida, Cucurbitales, Cucurbitaceae. Gene Ontology annotation, biological process: hormone-mediated signaling pathway; positive regulation of DNA-templated transcription. Gene Ontology annotation, cellular component: nucleus. The record is from RefSeq and is a predicted model, not a curated record.
UAAAGGAGACCCCAAAAAAGAAAGCACGUACACAUACACACUACUUUUCCUAAAAAAGUUAUUAUGCCUUUGGGAUAGAACAAAAAUAACCUUACAACCAAAAAAAAAAAAAAAAAAGCAUAAUGCAAAUGAUGGGUUAUAAAGACCAACAUCUCUUCUUCUUAAUUUUAUCAAACUUGUCCAAUAGUUGUUCCUUUUUCUUCUUGUACUUUAAAGUGUCAUCAUAUAAUUGAGACAAUGACAGGCCUUAACUCUUCUAUUUCUUCUUCUUCUUCUUCAUCUUCUUGUGGUGCUUGCAAGUUUCUUAGGAGAAAAUGUAGUGAUCAAUGUGUUUUUGCUCCUUUCUUUAGCUAUGAAGAAGCCACUUCCCAUUUUGCAGCUGUUCAUAAAGUGUUUGGUGCUAGUAAUGUCUCCAAGCUUCUCUUACAUCUCCCCGUCCAUAUCCGAAGCCACGCCGCCGUUACCGUUGCUUACGAAGCUCUCGAGCGCAUGCGAGAUCCCACUUAUGGCUGCGUUGCACAUAUUUUCGCAUUGCAGCAAGAGGUCGCGAGCUUGCAAGAAGAGAUAGAAAUUCUGGGGAGCCAAAUAGCAAAUUUCGCGGCUGCCGGUGGGAGCAUUGCAGCGGUCGAGAAUCCACUUAUAGAUCAGCUUCAAGUCUCACAGCAGCUGAAUGAUUUUGGGGUGAUGAACACAAAUGAUUAUCAAAAUGAGCUGCUUUCUGAGUUGCCAUACCAAAGUUUUGAUAAUGUCCAAAAUGAUAAUGGUCAAAUGAUAUCUCCAUUGUUUUGUUUAGGGGAAGAAGAUGGGGUUUUAGGGUUUUGCAACUCAAAUAAUGUUGUUGAGAGAUCAGCCUUUGAUGUUUCAGUUGAGGAGAAUUUUAUUGGAUAUCCAUGGGUAGUUGGAUGA